Seriola aureovittata is the source of this 1196-nucleotide messenger RNA. RefSeq lists its product as uncharacterized. The transcript has 3 exons. The coding region runs from base 51 to 755 and encodes 234 amino acids. Lineage: Eukaryota; Metazoa; Chordata; Actinopteri; Carangiformes; Carangidae. The record is from RefSeq and is a predicted model, not a curated record.
CUCUGAGGGUGUGGACAGAAUCCAUCAAACAUCUUUCCCCACCAAAGCAGAUGGCGGGCCUGUGCUGGGUGGUUGUGACGCUGACAUUGCUCCUGUCUGGUGAAAACAGUUCUGCUGCUGUGGACAAGAACCAACUCGCAAAAAUUACAAAAUUCAUCAUCGAAAGGUAUGAUAUAAAAACCCAGGUCAGUGUGGCUGUAAACAUCCCAGUGAAAACCGUGAACCAGAACUACCUAGAAGAGGUCUUUAAGAGAGCCACUGCUGCCGCUGUUCAGAAGAAGCUCUCAGAGGACUCAGUGUACCCAAAUGACACCAGUGACGACAGGGUAGUUGUUGCAAAACCUGACUUUAAAGAGUGGUAUACCGAUCACGCCGAGGCACUUGUUUUGCAAAACAUGAAACCCUUAGUUGAGAGUAGAGAUGGUAAUUUUCUAGUCUUCUACACUUUCUAUUCCCCAUGUGGUGCAAAAUGUACAAACUUGAAAAACAGGAACAGCAUCAUACCCAAGAUUAAUCAAGUCUUCCCCAAUUGGGGCCAGUUUGCCUUUGUGUUUUCCAAGGUGUUUGACAAGACCAGUAAAGGUGUUCCCAUCGACAAAGACGAACCAGUAGAGUCCCUCAAACAGCUGGGGAACACUAAAGUUGGUCACGACAACAUUUUCCGUUGUUACAAACCAAAGAAUGAAGCUUUUAAAUGCAUUAACUGCUUCAGUGGCAAGGAACCUGUAGCCCAGUGUGUUGGUAAUGUCGACUGAAGAUUGUUAAUCAAACUUAGGGAUAAGGGAUGGGAUUCAUACUACUAGCUUAUCGCUACAGCAUCACUUGGUACUGUGUUAGAUAACUCCCUUCAGGUAUUAACCGCAUAAAUACAGCACAUUAAAAACUGUUGCUCAGAUGUUUUGACCCAAUCCGUAGUAGAAAUAUUCAUCUUAAUGCUUCUUGUUUUCUGAGCUUUACAGAAGUUGCAGGUAAUUAAAUGUAACUGGUCGUAUGUCUUGCACAUUCACCUGAAUAAAACAAUUAGGUGAUGAGGAAAUUGUUGUUGUUUUUGGGCUCUGUUUAAAAAAAGAAUCAAGUAGUAACAUUUUGGUAUUUACUUCAUUUUAAUCCAUCAAUGAAAUAUGUAUUUACAUCACCUCAUUGUUCUCUAUACUUGUGUAAACCUGAUGUUCUGUUCAGUCUAAUUAAAGCUCGAC